AUGGUUGUCAGCGUGGAAUCUUUGCCAAACUGUAAUCCGAAUACAUUUACUACAACACUGAUGACGUCUUCCGGAGAUCCUCAAACAAUACUCCGAUUGGCGGAAGAAAAAAUUCGUGUUAAAACAAUCGCAUUGGGUCUUCGUAUAACCGAGUUUUUUCACGAUUUCGAUCGUCUUCGUUCAGGUUUUGUUACAGCAUCACAGUUCAAACGAUGUCUUGAUACCAAUCUUCGUCUUCUAUUAUCACCUGAAGAAGAAGAAUUACUUUUUCGAAAAUAUGACAUUAAACAUGAUGGAACAAUAUGUUAUCGAGAAUUCUGUGAUGUAAUUAAUCGAAAAUAUCCUGAAACAAAGAUUACACCAUAUCCGGAAAAUUUUACCAAUGCGGCUCCUCCAUAUCUGAAUUCAUGGCGCUCGACUCGCCAUAUAGGUACACAAGAUGAAAGUGAACGCUUGCGAAAUGUUCUUCAACGCAUUGCUACUUAUUGUAAGCAACGUGGUAUUGAUGUUUUAACAACCAUGGAACAAUAUGAUAAACAUCAAAUGGGUGAAAUAACUGAUAGUCAAUUUUAUCGUGCCUUUGUUGGACCACAAUUAACUGAAGCUGAAAUGACACUUCUUCGAGAUAAAUAUUCUGAUCCAGGAAAGCCAGGUUUAAUCAACUAUUUAAAUUUCGUUCAAGAUCUGAAUGCAUUGUCACGUACAAAUGAAACAACAUUUCUUAAAACUGAUACUACUGGCACCGACAAUACUGUAGUUGUUGGUAUUGAAGAAAGACCUGAACAACGUUCAGUUCAAGAAAUUUUAGAUAAAAUUCGUAUAGCAACAUUUAAAUAUGGUAUUAGGAUAUCAGAUUUUUUUAAAGAUUAUGAUAAAUUACGUAGUGGCAUUAUCACCGAAGGUCAAUUUGAAAGUGCACUCUCAUUAAGUGUACAAAAACAAGCUUUUUUAAAUAUGAAUGAUAUUAAAAAAAUAACGGAAUACUAUCGUAGACCCGAUGGUCGCAUUCAUUAUAAAGAAUUUGUUGAUAUGAUGGAAAAUGCCUUUAAUAUUCCUGAAUUAGAGAAAAAGCCAUUGACACAAGUUACUCGACCAGGGCGAGGACUUUUAUCAAAACCACUGAAUACUAAUUUGACACCAGAUGAAGAAGAUCGUGUAUCACAAAUACUUGAUAGUAUCAUUGACAAAGUACUAAAGCGUCGUUUAGUUCUGUUUCCAUUUUUUAAACCAUUUGAUCGAAGUAAAGCCUUUACACGUACCUGUACAAAACAUCAAUUUGGACGAGUACUUCGUACACUUGAUUUAAUUCCAUCACCCUAUGAUUUCAAUAUACUUUGUAAAAAAUUCGAAGAUCGAGAAUCAGGCGAUAUUAAUUAUGCUUUAUUCUGUCAAAUGAUUGAACAGGAUUUUGUGGCGAUCAAAGUUGAACCAGAAGAAGAAUUUACAUUUGCACGUGCACGAAUGGAAGAAGAACAAAAGAGAGAAAAAUUAAUAAUCAAAAUUGAUACAUCGAAUGUUAAUUUGAAAGAUUUAAUGGGCCGUAUUCGACACCAUGUUCUGAUCAAUCGAAUUCGUGUUAAGGAUUUUUUUGAGGAUUUCGAUCCUCUUCGUUUAGGCACAAUAAGCCAAUCACGAUUCAUUCGUGUUUUGGCCAGUUUGGGUCUGACUGGUCUUGAUGGUAUUCCAUUGACUGAAGCGCAAAUGCAUGCUUUAUGCAAUCAUUAUCGUCAUCCAGAACACAGUGAUCUAAUUGUAUGGAAACAAUUUGAACAAGAUGUUGAAUCAGUUUUUACAUUAUCUGAUUUGGAAAAAGCACCUAAUGUGCAAGUUUCACCACAAACUAUUUAUGAAAUGCCUACAACUGGUACAGCCAACUGGUCUAAUAUUGAUCCAUUCAAUAAAGAAGAAUUACAUCAAGCAAUGGAAGCAUGGAAAGCAAAAUGCGAACAACAACGUAUCGAUAUUCUUCGACCGUUUCAACAAUUUGAUAAACACAAUCUUGGUCAUGUAACUCGCUUGCAAUUUCGUCAAUGUUUAGCCAUAGCUGGUUUAACAUAUACAGAAAAAGAAUUAGAAGCCGUUGAAGCAGCUUUUAUUGACGAUAAUGGAUUUGCUUAUCGUCAUUUUCUUGAAUGGAUUAUACCCCGUCGUCCUGAACCACUGCGUUAUAAUAUUUUACAAGAAGAUCUUAAAAAUUUAAAUAAACAACGAGUCUUACCAGAAAUCAAACCUGUAACAAGUAUUCAAGAUGUUUUACAAAAAAUUAAAGGACAAGUAUUUCGGCGCCGUAUAAGACUCUACGAAUGGCUUAAAGAUCAUGAUAAACUAAACAGUGGUCGCAUGUCUUUUGAUACAUUUCGUCGUGCUCUAAAUCCAUGUCAAUUAGAAUUACUAGAAAGUGAAUUGUCUUUACUUGAAGAUUAG
Molecule: messenger RNA, 2424 nt
Organism: Rotaria socialis
Lineage: Eukaryota; Metazoa; Rotifera; Eurotatoria; Philodinida; Philodinidae
Source: the annotation of a GenBank genome assembly